Manis pentadactyla (Chinese pangolin) is the source of this 1827-nucleotide messenger RNA. RefSeq names its product ASPSCR1 tether for SLC2A4, UBX domain containing (gene ASPSCR1). NCBI's taxonomy places the organism in Eukaryota, Metazoa, Chordata, Mammalia, Pholidota, Manidae. The record is from RefSeq and is a predicted model, not a curated record. The transcript is spliced from 16 exons. The coding region runs from base 80 to 1741 and encodes 553 amino acids. Gene Ontology annotation, molecular function: protein binding.
GCUUCGUCCUCGCGACCGCGAGGCCGGCUGUUGCCUAUAAAGUUUGACGGCGAGCCGGCGCGGGUCACGUGAGCGGAAGAUGGCGGCCCCGGCAGGCGCGGGCGGUCCCGCGGUGUCGGUGCUGGCCCCGAAUGGGCGGCGCCACACGGUGAAGGUGACCCCGAGCACCGUGCUGCUGCAGGUUCUGGAGGAAACAUGCCGGCGACAAGACUUCAACCCCAGUGAAUAUGACCUGAAGUUUCAGAGGAACGUGCUUGACCUCUCUCUCCAAUGGAGGUUUGCCAACCUACCCAACAAUGCCAAGCUGGAGAUGGUGCCCAUCUCCCGGAGCCGUGAGGGGCCUGAGAACAUGGUCCGCGUCGCUCUGCAGCUCGAGGAUGGCUCAAGGUUGCAAGAUGCUUUCUGUUCGGGCCAGACGCUCUGGGAGCUGCUCUGCCAUUUUGCACAGACCAGGGAGUUCCUGGAGCAGCCGUGCGAGGCAAGCCCAGUCUGCGUGUACAUGAGGGCCGAGGUGACAGGCAGAGCCGCCUUGCAGGGCACGACACUGCAGUCACUGGGCCUCACUGGGGGCAGCGCCAUCAUCAGGUUUGCCAUGAGGCGAUGUGACUCUGCUAGCAAGCAGGAGCCUGGGGUCCCCCGGAUGAAAACCCCAGGCGGCCCAAUGGCCUCAGUGCCGGCUGACCAGGCAACCAGCAGCCCCCUGCUGCUGCUGGACCUGGCGGGGCUCCACCAGGGCGAUGUGAGCCACCAGGACGAGGUGGGCGCCUCAGGGACCAGCUGUGCGGAUGGCCGGGCCCCAAAGCCGGUGAACACCCAGGCGAAGCCGAUCUCCAAGGAGCCUGCCCCAGCCUCCUUUGUUCCUUUCUCGGGUGGGGGACAGCGCCUGGGGGGGCCCUCUGGGUCUGCGAGGUCUCUGAUGUCACCUUCAGCCAAAUUGCCCAAGACCUCCUCCAGCCCCGGAGGCCCCUCGAAGCCGAAGAAGUCGAGGCCCGGCCAGGAGCCGCAGCGGGUGCAGGAGCUGCCGGUUGACCGAGACCCCGUGGUGUGCCACCCUGACCUAGAAGAGGGGCUCCAGGCCUGGCCUGCAGAUCUGCCUGACGAGUUCUUUGAAGUGACUGUGGAUGAUGUGAGAAGACGCCUGGCCCAGCUCAGGAGUGAGCGGAAAUGCCUGGAGGAAGCCCCCUUAGUGACCAAGGCCUUCAGGGAGGCUCAGAUGAAGGAGAAGCUGGAGCGAUACCCCAAGGUGGUCCUGAGGGUCCUGUUCCCUGACCGCUACAUACUACAGGGCUUCUUCCGCCCCAGUGAGACAGUGGGGGAUCUGCGGGACUUUGUACGGGACCACCUCGGGAACCCUGGGCUGCCGUUCCACCUGUUCGUUGCUCCUCCUAAAGCCAUCCUGGAUGACCAAGCACUGACCCUCUUUCAGGCACACCUCUUCCCUGCUGCCCUUGUGCACUUCGGAGCUGAGGAGCCGGCAGGCCUCUACCUGGAGCCCGGGCUGCUGGCACACACGGUCUCCCCAUCUGAGGCUGACAUGCUCGUGGCCAGGUGCAUGUCCAGGGCUGCUGGGAUCCCACCCCUGCUGCCAGCCCCUGACCCUGUACCCCUUGAGUUGGAGCCACCUACUGAGGAGGGGACAGUGGGGUCCCCUGAGCCCAGCCCUGGGGUGGCGCAGCCUGUGAGGAGGGAUCUAGGCAAGGUGCCCAAGUGGCUGAAGCUGCCAGCAGCCGGCAAGAGGUGAGCGCCGCCAGCCUGCAGGUGCCCACUUUGUUGGCCACAAGACGCCUCCCCACCCUGAGUGCGAAUAAAGGCGUGAGCUUCUGGAGA